Messenger RNA from Pangasianodon hypophthalmus (striped catfish), 4549 nucleotides. RefSeq names its product phosphatidylserine synthase 1b (gene ptdss1b). Bases 130 to 1524 code for a protein of 464 amino acids. The record is from RefSeq and is a predicted model, not a curated record. Lineage: Eukaryota; Metazoa; Chordata; Actinopteri; Siluriformes; Pangasiidae. Gene Ontology annotation, biological process: phosphatidylserine biosynthetic process. The transcript is spliced from 13 exons. Gene Ontology annotation, molecular function: L-serine-phosphatidylethanolamine phosphatidyltransferase activity.
CACCCUCACCAGCGGCCACUCUUCAGCCCCAUCCACACUAACUUCAAUCCGGGAAGAGCAACACUUCUGACUCUCCGCCUUGCACAGUAGGGCAACAGUUUCAGCUUUGGGCAGCUUUUUGUUACAAACAUGGCGUCUCGGACCCUUAGCAAAGAUGACGUCCAUUACAAGCUUCAUUUCCGGAUGAUAAACGAGCAACAAGUGGAGGAUAUCACGAUCGAGUUCUUCUACAAGCCACACACGAUCACGUUACUGACGUGCACCAUAAUCAGUAUCAUGUACUUUGCAUUCACCAGAAAUGAUGCAGAUCCCGACAAUAACCUGCGGGUGGGCCUUGCCCUUGUUGUCUCCUUUUUCCUUGUUAUCAGUGUCCUGGCUUUCCCUAACGGUCCGUUUACCAGGCCGCACCCAGCUAUAUGGCGCAUGGUUUUCGGUCUCAGUGUCCUCUACUUCCUUUUUUUGGUCUUCCUCAUCUUCCUGAACUGGGACCAGGUGAAGCAGUUGAUGUACUGGCUGGACCCCAACCUGCGUUAUGCAACACGUGAGGCAGAUGUUAUGGAAUACGCAGUGAAUUGUCACAUGAUCACAUGGGAGCGCAUCCUCAGUCACUUUGACAUUUUUGCUUUUGGCCACUUCUGGGGCUGGGCCAUGAAAGCUCUGCUCAUCCGCAGCUACGGACUCUGCUGGACCAUCAGCAUCACGUGGGAACUCACAGAGUUAUUUUUCAUGCACUUGCUGCCCAACUUUGCUGAGUGCUGGUGGGACCAGGUCAUUCUCGACAUCCUGUUGUGUAACGGAGGAGGUAUCUGGCUCGGCAUGACUGUGUGCCGCUUCCUGGAGAUGCGCACUUACCGCUGGGCCAGUAUCAAGGACAUCCACAGCGCUACAGGGAAGCUAAAGCGUGCUGUGCUGCAGUUUACACCAGCCAGCUGGACCUAUGUGCGCUGGUUUGAUCCCAAAUCUUCCUUCCAGAGAGUGGCUGGGAUUUAUCUCUUCAUGAUCGUCUGGCAGCUCACAGAACUGAACACAUUCUUCCUGAAGCACAUCUUCGUGUUCCAGGCAUCUCAUCCCCUGAGCUGGUGUCGAAUCCUCUUCAUCGGGAUCAUCACUGCCCCCACUGUGCGCCAGUACUAUGCGUACCUUACGGACACUCAGUGUAAAAGGGUUGGAACUCAGUGUUGGGUGUUUGGGGCCAUUGCCUUCCUGGAAGCGCUGGCAUGUAUUAAGUUUGGCCAUGACCUGUUCUCCAAAACACAGGUCAUAUAUGUGGUCUUGUGGCUUGUUUGUGUGGCCUUCAUUACCUCUCUCUGCCUAUAUGGGAUGGUGUGGCAUGAGCAGAAAUACGGCGUGAGGAUGAAGUUACAGAGCACGUCUGAUUGUGACGAUAGCAGUUUCACUGACUCCUGUGGUUACGUUCCCAACACCAUUAAAGGGGAAAGAGACUCCAGCAGCUCCCAGCUGUUACGCCAGAGAAGACGAGGACCGCAGAAGAACAAAGCUAACGGAACGAGCAGCAAGCAGUAGCUAUGUUGAAGGCAGAGUGUCGCUCAGUGCGUGGAGCUUACGUGGUAAAAGGUUUACAAGGACAUGAAUCAGAGAACGAUGAGUGACAGCAGAUCGUGAAACACUGUUCCACAAUGUACUGCUCGCCACAAGUCUUUAUCACCAAGGCACUAGUAGAGAAACGUGUGCUACAGCAGGUGGUUAUUGUGUUUUUCAAACUGCACUCAGUGUAAAAGUCAGUUUGGAAAGCAUUGUUUUGGAUAUAAAAUGAUUUCCUGGAUCACAUUUACAGUAUUUAGAGACUAGAGAGAGUGCAUGACCACAGGAUUGCGCUGUUUCCACACUAUGGCAUUAAUUCUGCUUUAUACUUUAUGAACGUUUGCUUGUUUCUCUUUAUCACUGUUACUAAUUGGACAGUUUUGUAGUUAAGGACUUACAAAUGAGGAAAAUGCAAAUGAAUCUAAUUAGUCAUAUCCGCACAGUUCUCACAUGUGAAUAUGUCGAAGCACAUUUUCGGUCAUCCUUAUACACAGGUAUGAAGUCUCAUUAUGAUGGACUUGCUCAGCUACAUUCCCGCGAAACAGCCCCAACUCUCCUGUUUUUUUCUUCUCUCUCUCUUCUUCCCCACAGUUUAACUCCCUCUUCACUGCACUGGCUGAACGUCUUUAACCCCAUGCGUUUAGAGUAUGCCUGAAUAUUAAAUAACAUAUCAAGAUAGACCAAAACAAAACCUGUCACAGGCGACAUGUAUAUUUCUAUUGCACUAUACUAAAUGUUACUAAACUGAAUCUAGAUGUUCUGCUCAAUCGCCUGCAAGAAGGUACAAUUUAGACUGAGAUUUUUUUUUUCCUUUUUCAGUUGCAGAGCCAUAGUUUGUUGUCCGUCUCAUUAUAUCAGUGGUUGUUUCUAAUAAUUGUUUAUCUGACCAAAAAAAAAAAAAAUUCUGUACUCUCUUUUCAAAAUCGCUUAUAUUAUGUAUGUUUGAUGUUUAUGUAAUAAUUAGAGAUGGCACGUACUGCUUUUUUCCGAGAACAAUACUGAUUUCUUUAAAAUUUCGUUAAAACAUACUAAGCUUUAAAAAUUAUAUAUAUUUUGGAAGCACUUAAAUAAAAAAAAAAUACAAGAAAAAGUACUUAGCUGAAAAAAAUGAUUUAAACAAAACCUUCACUUAUAUGGCAAAUAUAAUAACAGUAAUAAAGUAUAAAUAUAGUAAAAUCAAUCCUAACAAAAAGCACAAUGAUGACUCUUUAUAUGUAACCACUUCCAGUUCUUAAAAAAAAAAAAAAAAAUCUGUGCCAAAUUCAGUUCCAGUCUUUUACAGUUGUUAAAGGAUUGGAUUGAAUUCAUUGUUUUUUUUACUGCAAUGUUUGUUCCACUGUGUUUUGCUGGUAUCGGCCCGGUACCGAUGCCUGGAAUCAGAUCGGUGCCAUCUCUAGUAAUAAUAUAACCUUAUAGCCUUGCCGUGCCAUUUUUUCUCUAUUAACUGUGAUAGUUUAGAGUGGUGGUUCUCAAUCAUUUUGGAUCCAGAGAAUCCUUUACCCUUUAAAAAAAAGCAAAAAAAAAAACAACUGCAUUCUCUGAGCACACAUUUAUUUUCCGCACAAAAUCCAACAUCUCAAAUAUUAGGCUCAUUAUUUAAAUGUAUGCAAUAAUAUUUUGGCUAUUUAUUGUAGCUGUAGACCUUGGAGUUUGGAUUAUAGUAUAAUAUAGAAUAAUAUAAUAAUUUUGAUAGUGAUGGGUUGUAAUAUCCACCACUGUAACAGAAUUAGAAAAGUGAGUGUGCGUGUGAGUGUGCGUGUGAGUGUGCGUGUGAGUGUGCGUGUGAGUGUGCGUGUGAGUGUGCGUGUGAGUGUGCGUGUGAGUGUGCGUGUGCGUGUGAGUGUGCGUGAGUACUAAAUACACAAUGUGAUUUUUCUUUGCAAUAUUGCUUUGCUCCUUUGUCUAUUCUUGACAUAAAUUAGUGUUUGCUGUUGCACAAAGUUCUUGUUGAAGGUUACAUGAAAAAUCAACUAAUAUAAAAGGGUGUUUUUCUCGUUUCAUAUAUAUAUGUGUAUAUAUAUGUGUAUAUAUAUAUAUAUAUAUAUAUAUAUAUAUAUAUAUAUAUAUAUAUAUAUAUAUAUAUAUAUACACACACAAUGUGUCAUAAUGCGAAAUUAAUUAAGGUGCUGUAUUAAGGUUUAAGAACUAUUUUCUUUUUAAAGUCACUGUGAGAAUGUGUAACCUGAUUAUCUAGACUAACAUAGCAGGACUGAAUAGAUCUAAAAUAAAUUGUUUAAUGUGCUCUUAGUUAAUCAGCUCCGAGUUUCUCGAGUCCGGUUAGUGGCGCUCUUUCAUCUUUUCCACUUUGGUGCCUUAGUAAAGCAACGGAAAAUUUCCAGUGCUAGAAAUUCCAUGCCAGUGCCACUUUAUGGGCUGCAGAUGGUCCGGUGAUUUAGAGGGUUUUCCCUUUAAUGAGUGACCACUAUUCCUGAGAGCCAGAAUAACAAAUACAAUCUUUUGGUAUUAUUAUUUUUACUCUUUUGGUAGUAUUUCUACUCUGGGGAAUUUCAUACUUAUUUUUCUAUGUAUGUAAUUUGAUAUUUGGUAUGUGAUUGUUGUUUUUUUUUAUUGGUUAACUUGUGGAAAAGGAUUUAAAAAGCUUUCUUGUUGUGAUUUUUAAGUGAUCACUAUGACCUGACUGAUAUGAAAUUGUUAUAAUAGAUACAUAAGCACUAAAAAACUGUGACUGAAUCAAGUGAUGCAGCUGUUUAAUUUCUUUAUUGCCUGGAGAAUAUGAGUACAAAUCAAACUGGUGCCUUUCUGUACUUCCUGUGAACGAUUAGUUUCCUCACUAAGCUUUUUCUAUAGAAUAUAUACAGAGACGUUAUUGAUGCUCUGUCACUGUUAUUUCCAUCAAUGCUCACAUCAGUAUCGGCCAGUUUUAUUGGUCAGUCAGUAUAUCAGUCGGGCCACACAAUGAUCACAAUGAAGACAACUUGUAAUUUUCUGAGUGCCAGCUGACAUUUAAAAUAGUUUUUCAAUAAAGCUCUCAAGAACAAAUCAAAAA